CCCCAAAGAUUCAAUUUCAAACGCAAAAAAAAAAAAAAAAAAAAAAAAAAAAAAAAAAAAAAAAACAACACGCAACAACACCACAGAUCCAAUUGGGUUUUCAUCUCGAUUCACGAACCUAAAAUUCAUUCACAAAACCCUAAUUCUUCAAUCUUCAUCUUCUCCACUGCAACAAACCCUAACUUCACCAACUCGGUUUCACUGACCGAGUCGACUCAGUCGCCAUAACCGAGUUUCAGAGCUGCAAUCUUACUAACAGCCGACAUUAUCAAUUUAUCAUUAUCUUAUAGAUUGAAGUUAGUUAUGGCUUCAACGAGAAAGUCUAGAAGUGUGAAUAAGCGGUAUGCGGAUUAUGUCGAGGUUUCUCCGGGUAAAAGUGUUGCUAGCAAAUCCGGACGGCAGAAGAGGAAGCUUUCUGACAUGUUAGGAUCUCCAUGGACUGAUGAGGAGGUUGAGCGCUUCUAUAAAGCUUAUAGGAAGUGUGGAAAAGACUGGAAGAAGGUGGCUGCCAUGGUGCGUACCAGGAACUCUGAAAUGGUCGAGGCUCUCUACACAAUGAAUAGGGCAUAUUUAUCUCUGCCGGAGGGAACUGCAUCUGUGGUUGGGUUCGUUGCAAUGGUGUCUGAUCAUUAUAAUGCCAUGGAAGGAAGUGAUAAUGAUCAAGAGAUCAAUGAUUUCUCUAAAUUAGCUCGCAAGCCUAAAAAACGUAUGCACCAACCGCUUCAGCAAAAUGAGCGGGCCGAAGAUCAGUUGAAAUUUAGGCUAGUUCGUUCAAGGGAUAGUUCUUUGCCUCAACUGAAGAGAAGGGAAUCCGAUGGAUGUACUGUUCGGAAAAGGACACCUCGGAUCCCUAUAAAUCACUUAUCAAGAAGAGAUGAUGUGGCGCAUGGUGCUGCCUUGGCGUUAACAGAGGCUUUACAAAGAGGAGGCUCCCCAAAAGUUUCUCGAUCACCACAUCACGUAAAAACCACUCCUUUGAAGGGCAGGCAAAAAAACUUGGACACGUUGAGGACAAAACUUCAUGGUAGCUUAAUCGAUGAAGAUGGUUUUGAGGGCAGUUCAGGAAGUGGAGGAGCUGAAAACGUUGAACGUGAAGAAAUUUACCAUAAAGGGAGAAAGUUUUAUCUUCAGAAAGAUGAUAAUGAAUUUGAUGACUGUGGGGAAGCAUGUAGUGGUACAGGACAAGGACUUGCUCUUGGUAUUGAGGUUGCAGAUGAAAAUAUCGAGCAAUCCUCAUCACAGGGUAAACGAAAUAGGAACAAAAAGCUUUUCUUUAGAGAUGAAAGUUCUGGCUUGGAUGCACUGCAAACGUUGGCUGACUUGUCACUGAUGAUACAAUCUGAGUUACCUGUUUUGAAAGAGGAUAAGCCACCAAUUGGCUCUACUGCUCAUCAGAGACACAAAAUCAAAGUGCCGCCUGACACAGAGAAACCCAAACCGGGAAGAGAAUCAAAAGUUGAUUAUAAGGCUUUAGCUACAGGAAAGCAGCUAGACUGGUCUACUAAUAAAUCAUCAAAAAGAAAAAACAAAUCCUUUGAGGUCCUUUCCAAUGAAGAACAAAACUGUGCAAAUAAAGUCACAGGUGCCAAUGAAGAUUAUGCACCUUCAAAGAUAUGCAAAUCUACAAAACUUGUGGAGUAUUCUUCUUCAAAUAGUAAUACAUCAAGGACAGGAGCUGCUGAGUCAGCAAUAUCAACGGCACUGCUUCCCACUUGUGAUGGGGUGGACUUGCCUUUCAAACGACAAAAUAAACGCAAAACGAAUCCAAAUAGAAUAGCAAACCAUGUGGAUAGGAACAUGAACUUGACAAAGGUUAAUUCAAAAGAGCAACCUAAUAAGGUUUUGCAGGAUAAGGCUUUUGGUUACCUCUCAUCCUGUACGGUACGUAAAUGGGCCACCUACGAGUGGUUUUAUAGUGCAAUUGAUUUCCCAUGGUUUGCUAAACAGGAAUUUGUAGAGUACUUAGAUCAUGUUGGGUUAGGGCACAUUCCGAGACUAACAAAGGUUGAGUGGGGUGUCAUAAGAAGCUCUUUGGGGAAGCCGCGGAGGUUCUCAAGAAGUUUCUUACUUGAAGAAAGGGAAAAACUUUGGCAAUAUCGCGAGUCGGUUAGAAAACAUUACACUGAGCUUCGAAGUGGUACCAGAGACGGUUUACCGACAGACUUGGCCCGCCCGUUGGCAGUUGGGCAACGAGUGGUUUCCCUUCAUCCGGAAUCAAGAGAAGUUCAUGAUGGAAGUGUGUUAAUCGUUGAUCAUGAUAGGUGCAGGAUACAGUUCGAUCGUCCAGAAUUAGGGGUUGCAUUUGUCAAGGAUAUUGAUUGUAUGCCAUUAAACCUGUUGGAUAACAUGCCCGAAGCUCUGAGGAGAGAGAACAGGAGAUUUUGUAUGAACUCUAGAGAGCCAAGGUUGCAACAAUUAGUUAAUGGAUCAUUGAUGUUACAUACUUCAAGUGAACAGAGUCCCACCAUAACCAUGAUGAAUCAUCGACUGGGAGAUAAUGGGUCUAGUGCCCCUGUCGUUUCACAGCAUGCAGCUUAUGCUACUCAAGUUUCUCAAAUCCAGUCAAGAGAAUCUGAUAUACGUGCCCUUUCUGAGCUUACCCGUGCUCUAGAUAAAAAGGAGGCGAUACUGACGGAGCUUAAGCUUGUAAACGAUGGCUUGAUGCGUCACAAAAACGAGACAGGAACGGAGAUGAAGGUAUCUGAAAGCUUCAGAAAGGAAUACGCAAUGCUACUUGUGCAGCUAAAGGAAGCAAGUGAGCAGGUUACUUCCACUCUUCUUAAUUUGAGGCAACGUAACACGUACCCAGUAAACCAUUUUCCUCCAUCGCAGAAGCUCCAAUCCAGUAAUCAGUUGGCAUCUAAUGUUGUUGAAACUGUGAAUAGUUCAAGACUUGAAGCGCAUAAACUUGUACAUUCUGCCAUGCAGGCAAUGUCUAAAAUUAAGGUGGAGCAAAGUGUUCCAUCUAGUGUUGCAACGGUUUUUGAGUCUCUAGGUGUAAGGAAAAACCCAACGGGAUAUGGGUCAUCAACGUUCAGACCAUUAGAUCAAGUUAAUGGGGUUGUCACAUAUAAGCACACCCCGGACCCUUCACAGGCAUUGGAUUCUAAGCUGUGUGGUGAUUCGGAGGCUACAAUCCUGUCUGACCUUAUGGUCUCUUGUGUUGCUACAUAUCACAUGAUACAGAUGUGUAGUGAACGACAGUACCCGCCAGGUGAUGUGGUUGAGAUGCUAGAUUUGGCCUUCACAAAAUUACAGCCACAGUGCCCUGAAAACCUUGGAAUAUAUAGAGAGAUAGAAAUGUGCAUGGGAAGAGUUAAAACUCAGAUACUUGCUCUUGUUCCAUCCUAAUUCCAGGCUUAUAUCGCUAUUACCAUAGUUAUUAAAGUGAGCGCCCAGGCGCGCCUAGGUGCAAAUAAAGCCCCGGGCCCAACAAAGCGCCCUGAUUGCGCCUUGCGCCUUUAAUAACUAUGGUUCAUGUCAUAGUUAUUAAAGCGAGCGCGUAGGCGCAAAUAAAGCCCCGGGCCCAACAAAUUGCUCCGAGUGCGCCUCGCGCCUUUAAUAACUAUGGUCAUUACUAUUAAGUGCAUACAACUAGUAUACAACCUCCUAAAUCAUUUUAUCUAACGAUUUAAAAAAUCAUAAUUGUAGUAAUUUUGUUUUGGCAUUCCUUAUUAAUGCAUUAUUUAUUUAUUGAGUUU
Messenger RNA from Helianthus annuus (common sunflower), 3701 nucleotides. Its product is annotated as protein ALWAYS EARLY 3. Gene Ontology annotation, biological process: DNA-templated transcription; regulation of cell cycle; regulation of transcription by RNA polymerase II. Lineage: Eukaryota; Viridiplantae; Streptophyta; Magnoliopsida; Asterales; Asteraceae. Bases 304 to 3351 code for a protein of 1015 amino acids. The record is from RefSeq and is a predicted model, not a curated record. Gene Ontology annotation, molecular function: DNA binding. Gene Ontology annotation, cellular component: transcription repressor complex; nucleoplasm. The transcript is spliced from 17 exons.